Molecule: messenger RNA, 1069 nt
Organism: Macroventuria anomochaeta
Lineage: Eukaryota; Fungi; Ascomycota; Dothideomycetes; Pleosporales; Didymellaceae
Product: carbohydrate-binding module family 18 protein
Exons: 2
Coding region: 184-855 (223 amino acids)
Molecular function (GO): chitin binding
Source: RefSeq, a predicted model, not a curated record
AUGCAAGGUAUGAGCGGCAACAAUAAUACGGGGUCAUCUAAAAAUAUGUCUACAUAAGAGAGCUGCCCUAGACGUUUGGUGGGUUUCUCUUGUGUUGUCGAUUGCAUCUCGUUGUUUCGUCGUCGCAUACAUUCGUUCGUUUCCAAGUACAAGUCAUUCGUUACAGAAUCAAUCGUAGUCAUAAUGAAGUUCGCUGCUGUCGCUAUCCUUUCCCUCGCUGCGGGUGUCAUCGCUCAGAUCGACCCCGAGCACUGCGGUCCUAAGUACGGCAACCUGGUCUGCAAGGACAACAACUGCUGCUCUCAAUAUGGAUGGUGCGGCAGCACAAAGGAUCACUGCGACGCCUCGACAUGUUUGAAGUCCUUCUCCGCCCCCGGCUCCUCCUGCGCCCCUAAAGCCUCCACCACAUUGAAGACCACUACCAAGGCCUCCGCACCCACUUCCGCCGCCCAGACCUUCCCCGCCUCCGUCCCGGUCAUCGACGUCUGCGGCCACGCCCAAGGUGGCGUAACGUGCCCUGGCGCUGGAGCCAACGGCUACUUCUACCGCUGCUGCUCGACCGCCGGCCACUGCGGCCCCAAGAACGACAUCCAGGACCAGGCGCUGUACUGCGGCGACGGCUGCCAGGCCGGCUACGGAAAGUGCGAUAGCCAGAAGGCGCCCUCUGAGCCCACUGUUGCGAGAGGUGCGGAUGCGGGUGAGGGCGAGACUUGCGGACCGAUUGUCAACAAGAAGUGCAAGGCUGGACUCUGCUGCUCCGGAUCCAACUUCUGCGGUACCGGAGAUGAUUUCUGUGGUGCGGCGAACUGGUGUCAGAAGAACUGGAGUGGAUCUACAAACCUGUGCAAGGCAUAGAUGUUGGAAACAGUGCUGAGGGAAAUUUGGAUAUGGGAGAUAAACUAGAGGCAGUGUUGCGGUGAUAACGGAUCGUUUCCCGCCAGUAGAGAAAAGUUUAGAGGAGAAACGGAAACACCCAAAGCCAUUGCAGGCAUCUUUUUUGUCUCUAUCGAUCCGCUGGUGCACUGCUGUCUUCCCGGGCGCCGUUUCCACUGAUAUGGAAGAGAGUUUU